CCCUUCACACCUCUCGCUCUCUCUCUCUUUCUCUCUCUCUCUCUCUCUCUCUAGCCAUGGAACAGUAUUUCAAUGACAACCCUUAUUUGAACAUCAACCCAGCACCGCCGCCGCCGCUGUCGCCGCCGCCGCUGCUACUACCGCAAGUCGGCGACGAUGGCCGCGACAAAGACCGAGAGCGGUUGCCGCUGCCCCAGUGGAUCCACGCAGAGACCGCGGAGUUCCUCGCCAUCCGGUCGGAGCUCGACUGCCGCUUCAUGGCCACCAAGCGCAACAAGCCCCUCUGGGAAGAGAUGUCGAACAGGCUCCGGUGCAAGGGCUUCUUUCGCACGGCGGAGCAGUGCAAGUCCAAGUGGAAGAACCUCGUCACGCGGUUUAAGGGUUGUGAGGCGUUGCAGCAGGAUGCCAAUAAGCAGUUCCCUUUUCAUGAAGAGAUGAGAAGAAUAUUCUCCAAGAGGAUGGAGAGAGUGCUGAGUAGUGAUACUAACAAGGAGGGAAAUGAGGAGGAAGAGGAAGAGGAGGAGAAGAUGGAUGAGAGGAGUAAGAGGAAGGGAGGAGUAGUGAAGAAGAAGAAGAAGAGGAAGGAGCUUGAGGAAGAGGUGGCGGUCGCCCUAAAGGAGUUUGUGAGGCGGCAGGCGGAGAGAGAGGCUUGGUGGGUAGAGGCGGCGGAGGCGAGGGAGGCGGAGAGAAGGGUAAAGGAGGAGGAGUGGAGGAGCGCAAUGGCGGCUUUGAGCGAGGAGAGAGUGGCGAUGGAGAGGAGGUGGAGAGAGAGGGAGGAGGAGCGGCGGUCGCGUGAGGAGGUCCGGGCCGAGAGGCGGCAUGCCCUCAUCAUGUCCCUCCUCAACAAGCUUGCCAAUGAAGAGGCAUAGAUCUUGCGAUAAUGUAGAUCCUGGAAGGAGAAUAGAAAAGGGAUAAGGAUCGUGAAGAGAUGUACAUUAUCGACAACUUGCAACAAUAAGCAGGUUUAGGACUUUGCAAGAGAAUUCAUGUACUCCGCCAUGCUUCAAAAGAAAGCCAAAAGGUCAUUUCGUAUAAUUUAUUAAAACACUAUUCUUUACCGUUCAAGUUUCUGACGAAUUUAAUUAAUAUAUUACGUAGUAUCAGGGCAAGAGAUUGUCCUAGUUAGAGUUGGUAUCCUUUCCCCCUCACACCAUGGAUUUAUGCGUGUGAUUUGCUGGUUUUUUUCUUUGUUGUGAUUUGAAUUUGUUAAGCGCCAAUUGCUCGUUUUGCUUCUUUUCAACCUAUUGCAUAAGGAAUGGUUGAAAAAAUUUGGACUCCCUUAAUAUGCAAGGCAUUGAAA
This is a messenger RNA of Ananas comosus (pineapple), 1300 nucleotides long. RefSeq names its product trihelix transcription factor GT-3b-like. NCBI's taxonomy places the organism in Eukaryota, Viridiplantae, Streptophyta, Magnoliopsida, Poales, Bromeliaceae. The record is from RefSeq and is a predicted model, not a curated record. The transcript is spliced from 5 exons. The coding region runs from base 57 to 869 and encodes 270 amino acids.